AUGUCCCUAGAUCCAACCAGAUAUACGGUGGUAUGGUUUGCCCCGCUUGAAAUUGAGGCGCGCGCCGCCGCUUGCUUAUUCGAUCGCCGUCAUGAAGGCCACUUCCCUCUGGGUCCAGGUGAUGACUAUGUUUUCCAGGCGGGCGAUAUUGGAGGGCACAAUGUAGUCAUUGCUACCUUUCCCGCGGGGCAGGAGUAUGGCACUAGCUCGGCUGCGGCGCUCGCAAGCCAAGUCAAGAGCUUCUUCCCGAAUAUUUGGCUUGGUGUCCUGGUAGGCGUGGCAGCAGGUCUGCCAAAUUUUGAAGAGAAUCCUCCGCGUGAUAUUCGCCUCGGGGAUGUGCUAGUGGCUCUACCGGUGGGAGAUCGACCGGCUAUUGUACCCUAUGACUUGGGAAAGGAGACUGGUGAUAGUGGCUUUCAUCUGUUGCGCUCCGGAUUUGUCCUAGCGAACACCAAAGCAAUUCUGCGCUCGGCUAUUGGUGCUAUUAAGGCCGAUGAGCCGGAUUCUGUCAAUACCUUUCGCCCGUACUACGAGUCUAUGAUGCAGAAGAGACACGCAAAUGGGACGUUCAUAGACCCAGGGCAGGAGCGUGAUUAUUAUUACAUGCACGGCCGGCCUCUUGUGCGUCCGAAACGGCCCGUGUCACAACGUACCAGGGUAUGGUAUGGAUCAAUUGGAUCUGGGGACACGCUAAUGAAGAGCUCGCAAAAACGAAGAGAGAUAGCAGACAGGUAUGGGGUUAUUGGGCUCGAGAUGGAGGCGGCCGGAAUCUUGAACCAUAUUCCUGUGGCUGUGAUCCGUGGGGUGUGCGAUUAUGGCGACGAAAAUAAAAACAAAGAAUGGCAGCCUUAUGCAGCAGCGAUGGCAGCCUCGUACACAAAAGCUGUAUUGGCGAGAAUACCUCCUAAGACCGAUGAUUCUCUGUCUACUACCCUGCAACAUGAUUAUAUUUCAAACAGUAUGGACUUGAUACCUCCAGAUACUGAAAUUCAGGAAGAUGAUAUGGAUGACGACAAAGUAACAUACGGCUCUAAGCCAGGUCUCAUCCGUACCAAUUGGACCCAAGCCCUCUUUGAGUUUGUGCGAGAAAAGGCCAUUCGGCUCGGCUCGCAACCUCCAUCCAGUAUUUUGCAGGCUAUGGCUUACCUCGGGCUCCUAAGUAUCCCGAAGUCCAUUGUCAGCAGAAUCAUCAUCUCAGAUUUCCUCGGCAGAGAUAUUGCCGUUGAGUUCCCCAUUGACUGGUCCGACUUGAGUGUUAUUCUCCUACCGCAUUUUGAUAUCGGAGAAAAAUAUGGUCUGGAGAAGGUUCAACGUGAGCAGUUCAUUAUUGUAUACUGUGAUAAAUCAGAGAGGCGAUUCAAACGAAUCAGUGCUACGAACUGGAUGGACGAGGUUCAACAUGGUAGGAAAUUCUACAUGUCCGCUGUCAUCUCGCAUUUGCAGAUGGAAGACCAAGUGUGCACAUCAUGUCGUGCUCGAAUGAGGAAAUUCAACGCGUUUUUAACAUGUCCGAGCUGUGGUCUAUUCAGCUUAUCUGCUCAGCAUCAACGAAGGACCCUGACUCUGUCUGAUAUUGGAAAGCUCCCAGUGUCCAUGAGAGGCGGGUUGCUACAAGUACCCGCGCCUGAUCAUUUGCUAUCUCCCUGGCAAGUUGAGUGGCGAAGAAGGGAAGAAGAACGGCAAAAUUUUGAUUCUCAAUUACUACGAGAUGUAGUAGAGCUUUUGGAAAAUCGUACACUCGCUUCUCACACUGUUACGAACGAUGAAAAUCCAUCCGCACCAGAGAGUGCAAAUAAAUCGGAAGCCAGCUCGGAUAGGCAGGAUUCGGAAAUUACAAAAUCUGAAGCCGAAGAAUUACACCACGCCGAGGAAGAAUACCCUACAAUCAAACCGGACUUGAGUGAACAUGGUCGUGAGCUUCGACGACGGGAACUGGAAGAAAUCCACCACUUCACAAAAAUAUUCAUCGAGGAAGAUACAGUGCUGUAUGAUGCAGCUCUGAUCGGCGAUGUGCCUGCGGUUCGAAGCCUAUUGGACAGAUUUCAAAUCCGUAAUAUUGGGGUUGAUAACACAUGGGGCCCCCAUGGAAGUCCACUGAUAGCCGCAAUUCUUUCUGGCUCGGGUCGUGUCGUCGAUAUUCUCCUCCAUGCUGGCGCUAAUCCUUUCCUUCCUGCAGGGCCUUUAGGCGUCCCAUUUCAUGCCGCUGCUCUCCUGGGAAACGUCGAUGUACUAGAUACAAUUGUGAAGUUUGUGAAGUUUGGGGAUGCGACUGUUGACGAAAAUGAAUAUCAAAUUGCACUCGAUAAGGCCUUAUAUUCUACAGUGGAAUUUGCGCAGCCCAAUACGAUUCCUAUUCUUCUGCAUGCUGGGGCUAACCCUUUUGCGACUGUUGAUGGAAAGAGAUCUUCAUUUGCCAUGGCAACAGCCACGAAUCAUGAUCUCGCUGCCAGCUUCAUUACCGAGGCCUACGGACGUCAUUUGCUCCGGAGGAAUGAAGCGCAGCCAAUUAUAGAUGCAAUUUAUCAUCUUUAUGUAUCAGUACUCGGACGAGAUGCCUGGCUGGAUUCAUGCUGUCGCAAUGUGGAAAUGGGACGGACAGAAGGAGUCGAGAAACGAAUCUCGAAUCGACUGGAGAAAUCGAUGCGCAAGAAUUUUUUACGAUGGAAACCAUCUUGGCAUCACCCUUCUGCAGUGGAGAAGACGUUGCAACCAUUACCUGAUACUGAGCUGUUGCCGACUGAUCCAGGCUUGCCGAGUAUUGUAAUCAGCCAACAUGAGUUUGCCGAUAGUAGCAUUAAUACAAACUAUGAGAUAUGA
This is a messenger RNA of Penicillium macrosclerotiorum, 2817 nucleotides long. Its product is annotated as purine and uridine phosphorylase. Gene Ontology annotation, molecular function: catalytic activity. The record is from RefSeq and is a predicted model, not a curated record. The coding region runs from base 1 to 2817 and encodes 938 amino acids. Gene Ontology annotation, biological process: nucleoside metabolic process. The transcript has 2 exons. NCBI's taxonomy places the organism in Eukaryota, Fungi, Ascomycota, Eurotiomycetes, Eurotiales, Aspergillaceae.